UUCAUACCCUCUAACAAAUGGAAGCGCAGCCAUCUCCGACACUUGAACACAAAAGGACGGAUUAUCAGGGGGAGAGAGUCAGUCUUGGGGGCCACCAGAGCUUAGUGUUUUUCAUACCAUGGCUUGGGGUCAAGGCCGACGUUCCGUAACUGCCCUUCUUCUCUUAGGGAUUCUCUCGGCCGUAAUGACCGUCCUAUCUGCCCUUCUGCUGUUCCAGUUGAAGGCCGAGCCUGGAUCGGGUACGCUUCAGUCCGUCAUAGGAGCAGAUGUGAACACCGUCCUGAAGCCUGUGGCCGCGGUCCUAACGGCGUUGUCCUUGACUCUCCACCUCAGCUCGGCCGCCCUCUGCCUGCUGCACGGUUACCUGGUCUCUGAUUUAUGUGGAGGGGAAGAAGAAGCCAACAGGAUCAACUGGUUCCUGUUGGACGGCAGAAGCAUCCGCCAUGUUACCAUUACCUUGUUUUGUCUGGGGGUUCCUACAUAUAUGACAGCACUCUCCAUUUACAUGCUCCUGCACUACCAGCUUCAGGCAGGAAUUGCCAGUGCCUGUCUAUUGGCAAUAGGUGUCUUGGUGCUGAUAGGCAGUGUGCUGCACACUAUGUUCAGGGCUUCCCAUGCAGCAUCCCAUGUAGAGCUCUCUGAUGCGGUAUUUGAAAACGACCAUGGAGCAGUGACACCAAGCACAGAGCCAAACUGCAGCAACCAGGAGGAACCAGAGAGACGAAAGAGCCGUCCUGAAAUUCAUCGUCAGUUUUCCUAUCCUCCUGUCCCAGAACCCAGUCAGCUGCAAAAUGUUCCUGUCUCUACAACCAAUAAUGAAACAGAUAAGGAGUCACAUACCAGUGCAAUUCCACGAAUGCAAAGGACUCUCUCUGUUGAGUCAGGCCUACUCCAUACACAGACCAAACCAUGGAAUGGGGUCAACAAUGAAAUGAGGACAGUUCUAGCAAAGAAAUCUGGGAAGGACUCCACCCUUGUUUAAAACAGUCUUUCCUCAGGGCAAAGGGUGGAUUUUGGUACAGGGUCAUUGCAGCAACCGCUGCAAAAAGUCAGAAACUCUCUUGCACUUCUG
Molecule: messenger RNA, 1072 nt
Organism: Erpetoichthys calabaricus (reedfish)
Lineage: Eukaryota; Metazoa; Chordata; Cladistia; Polypteriformes; Polypteridae
Gene: tmem221
Product: transmembrane protein 221
Exons: 3
Coding region: 119-982 (287 amino acids)
Source: RefSeq, a predicted model, not a curated record